Molecule: messenger RNA, 2466 nt
Organism: Cladophialophora psammophila CBS 110553
Lineage: Eukaryota; Fungi; Ascomycota; Eurotiomycetes; Chaetothyriales; Herpotrichiellaceae
Exons: 1
Coding region: 1-2466 (821 amino acids)
Source: RefSeq, a predicted model, not a curated record
AUGCGAGGCUUAUGGACUCAGGCGUCUCGACCAAGACUGAGAAACUCUCACUGCUUCUCGUCAACCGACUCGCUCACGUCUGCGCUUGUUCGAAAGACCACCACCAGACCCCCAAGACGCCGGCCAGGCUUCGGUGAUGCAUUUACCGUCCUUUUGACCCCUGUCCUCGCGGCUGCCCUCUUCGUCGACACCAGCUGGAAAUCGAAACAGCGAAAAGACUGGGAUGAGAGGCUCGCGGCCCUCGACAAUGAAAUAGAUUCACUAAAGGAGCGGGAACGGCAGCUCCGGAGCUCCCUUCAACUCCGUAACGUUGGGUCUGGACUAUCUCAACAACGAAGAUAUUAUGCCACGGCCGUGCAAGCGCAGGUCCAAGACGAUGAGGUCCCCGGGGAUAUUGAGAUGCCAAUUUGGUCGGCAGACCCAGGCCAGGAAGACAACGUAAUAGAGGAUGAGAGGAUACCGAUACGGCAAGUGGUCUCUGCACGGGAGUUUUCAGCUGAACAAUUAUCAAACUUCAAACGCUACCAUCGCCUGAACGCGAUCACACUGGCUCUCAGAAUGCUCCUGCAUCUCCGCGUCGGACCCAAUCAUUUCUACUCGAUUUUUCCGUCGGACGACCCAAUGGACAGUGCGACCAGUGAGACCUCCGAGGAUGUUGGGCUUCCCUCAGACACCAAUCGCUUGGCUGAGAUGCUCGCUCUCACAAGGAAGCAGAUGCGUUCGCUAGGCAAUCUAGAAGACCUCUUCUAUGUGGCCCCUCGGAUCCAAGCGCAAGCCGCCAGAGGUGGCCUUCAACAAGCCAUAAAAGAGUUAACGGCCGAGUUUGAUGCCGGGCGUAUCUCACUGGCGGGGCUGAUUGAUGGAUAUGGAAAAGCGGUCCUUCAGACGGACGAAGUACCCUCUGUCUCCGUUUACGUUAUGCUCAUUCGAUCUCUUUCGAAAGUCGGGAGCCACAGCUUAGCCUAUCAUGCCGUUGCCGCCUUGAAGAGGAGUACCCUACCACUCUCUGACCCUGCGAUCUUCUACAUGCUGUUGCAAAUUGGUCGAGCCUGCGACUCUCGCUCCCUGAAUCACAUGCUGCACUUCAUAGCAAAGGCAGACAAUCCGCUCAACGUGAUCCACAAGUGGGAAAAGGCACGCGUCAAUGGACUGGACCUGCCCGUUCCGACCACACUGAACCCACGCCUUUUGAUGGUCUUGGUUUAUGCAUCGCUGAGAUGCGAGCAACCGACGCGGGCGGAAGCUUGGCUGACGCUUCUCCGCGAAGCGGACUACGGGAGCAUGUGGAAGGAUGAUCUUUUCAGAAGUUUUCUUGCCUACUACUCUCAGCAUGGGAACUGGGAAGAGGGCAAAAAAUGGGUACAACGAUCUGUCAAACACGCAUUAACCAUCGCCAAUCAAUCGAUCGAUCGGUUAGCGCGUGUGAUAUACCGCAUGUUGGAUCUGUGUGUGCGCUGCCGCAAACUUGCAGAGUAUACAACAAUCCUCGACGCUGCAGUUGAUUCAGGUAUUGGACCGCCGCUGGUCGAUAAAACUCAGAAUGACCGCAGGACAUUUCACCCGCGGACUCGGAGCAUCCUCCUAGAAUGGGAAUCGCUCCCACUUCCAGACAACGUUGAAGAGUUCGCGGUGCAGGAGAAGGCCAGGUCAUUCCAAUUAGCUUGCAGGUCUUUAAUGGAGGAGCUUUCCGGAAGACCCCAAAAAGCCCCAAGCUCCCGAGAUAAUGUGGAUAGCGAGUUGGUGCUAAUGGCCCCCACGGCUCAACGCCCAAAUCUUCGGUAUACCGUGCGAAGACCGACGUCAGGCUCCCCGGCGGCAACUGAUGGUGAUCAUUCCUCGGUUGAGCUAGACAAACUGCAAAGCAGAUUUACCCAGCAGGAAGCCAUUAUCUCACAGCUGAAAACGAAAUUGGACCUUGCAGAACUACGACAAAGGUCUUACCAAGAAGAACAAGCGCAAAGAGCACAACGAUGGAUCAAAAGCACUUCUGCUUUGGCAGAGGAGCUGCGAGACUCGAAAGAACGCUAUGAAAAACUUCAGAAGCUGAAUGAACUCUACGAGCAGGAGCGCGCAAACAUGCGAGCAGAGAUGUCAACUUUGAAAGCUGUUGCUGAACAAUUGGUGCUGCAGGGACAGAAACAAAACAUUGAAGUGCCAGCGGUAGAAAGAACCGAAGCACAGCUGCCUGAGAUAGUGACAAAGGAGGAAGGGUCGACUUUGCCCGAGCAAAAACAUGCACCAAUUAAGGGAGAAAACUCACCAUCAGAGACCAGAGCACCAACGAGACUAAUCGGAAUGCCCGACGAUCGGAGAAAUCGGUCCAAAAUCGGUCCCAUCCCUACGACUCCGCGAGAGAUCAGGAUUCGGACGUACUCGAUGCGUUUCGACAAGGAUAUCAGACCGAGGACGUUCAAAAGGGUUCAGGUCAAGACACAACCGGCUCCAGACUCGGCUUCGGUGCCUUGA